Necator americanus (New World hookworm) is the source of this 336-nucleotide messenger RNA. RefSeq lists its product as uncharacterized. The coding region runs from base 1 to 336 and encodes 111 amino acids. The transcript has a single exon. The record is from RefSeq and is a predicted model, not a curated record. NCBI's taxonomy places the organism in Eukaryota, Metazoa, Nematoda, Chromadorea, Rhabditida, Ancylostomatidae.
AUGAUGGCCGAGCUCACCACAGUGUCGGCAUCUUGUUUUCUUCUUGUCGCAUCUCACCCCUCCCAUACAUCGCCUCCUGAGGCACAGCCUGCAUCGCUCGGUUUCGCGUACGAUGCGCCAUCUCUGUCGAAUAUCCCGGUUGACCUCGCAAACAUCGGAGUAGUGGACACCGACUGCUCCACAGAAGAUGCACGGCAUCGCCAUUUCCUGUUCGCUGCGGAUCUGGCCCGCCUCGAAUUUGUGUGGAGGGCAAGUCCUUUCCCUUGCCAGUUCGCGAAUCCUUUGCUCCAAGUCUCGUUUCUCGACGAAAACGCGCGAUAUCUCUUCAUUGAGUAG